AUGGAGGGCGGCUGCGGGGGGUCGUGCGGGAGCGGCGGCGGCGGUGCCCCCGGCGGGAGCGGCCCCCCCGGCGGGAGCGGCGGCGGCGGCGGCGGAGUGAUCCGCGAGCUGUGCCGGUGCUUCGGUCACUACCAUCGCUACCUGGGCCGCCUGGACCAGAACCUGCGCGACACCAAGAAGUUCUUCCGCGACAUCAGAUACUCCGGCGGGGCCGAGCCCGACCCCGGGCUGCAGGCCGGGCAGUUGAGCUGCAUUUCCUUCCCGCCCCACGAAGAGGAGUACCUGCAGCUGAGUGUGAGUUGUCUCCCCUGCAUCCUUCUACUUGGGCAAGACUGCAGUGCCAAAGGCCAGCUGCUUAACCUGCUCCUGGGGGAGCGGGUGCUGCCCACCACCAAGAUGACCAACGAGGAGACCUGCAAGCGGCGGCGCCUCCGCUUCACCCACGGGAACCAGAUGCGGGUCAGCCUGGCGCUGCCCGGGCAGUACGAACUGGUGCAAGCGCUGGCUGCUCACCAGGGCAAAUGGGAGACCAUCCCCGAGGAGGAUCUGGAGGUUCACGAGGACAAUGAGGACCCAGCCCUCCUCCUGGCAGAACUGGAGGUGACCAUGCACCACCCCCUGUUACAGGAAGUGGACAUCGUGGUGGCCCCCUGCCGGGGCUUCCAGCCGACCGCAGACACGCUGGGCGAGUUUGUGAGCGGCGGUGGCGUCCUGCCCGUGGUGGCCUACGCUCUCAGCGCGGACGCGCUGUCGGACGGGGACGAGCGGGAACUGCGGGAGAUCCGGGAACGUUUCUCCGGGCCCGUGUUCUUCUUCAGAGUGCCCAGACCGGGCCCCGAGCGGAUCUCCGCCCCCAGGAGGACGGCGCCCGACAGGUCCCCGCUCUAUCGCCAGCUCGUGGAACUGGACUACCUGAGCGGCGGCGGCGGUGGCGGCGGCGGCGGCCCGGCCGCCAAGGCCCAGAGCGUGCUGGUCGAGCAGAGCGAGAAGCUGCGGCUCCUGAGCCCGUUCUGCCAGCAGGUGCUGCAGGCGCACCUGGUGGAGGCGGCCACGGGCCUGAACUCCGUGCACUGCCGUUCUUUGGACAUCUUCAUCAACCAGGCCUUCGACAUGCAGCGGGACCUGCAGAUCACCCCCAAGCGCCUCGAGUACACGCGCAAGAAGGAGAACGAGCUCUACGAGUCCCUCAUGGGGAUCGCCAACCGCAAGCAGGAGGAGAUGAAGGACAUGAUCGUGGAGACGCUCAACGCUAUGAAAGAGGAGCUGCUGGAAGAUGCCGCCAACAUGGAGUUCAAAGACAUCAUCAUCCCCGAGAACGGCGAGCCCGUGGGGACCAAAGAGAUCAAGUGCUGUAUCCGGCAGAUCCAGGAACUCAUCAUCUCGCGGCUCAACCAGGCUGUGGCCAACAAGCUGAUCAGUUCCGUGGAUUACUUGCGCGAGAGCUUCGUGGGCACCCUGGAGCGAUGUCUGCGGAGCCUGGAGAAGUCUCAGGACGUGUCUGUCCACAUCGCCAGUAACUAUCUCAAGCAGAUUUUAAAUGCUGCCUAUCACGUCGAAGUCACUUUUCACUCAGGGUCGACGGUGACCAGGAUGCUGUGGGAGCAGAUCAAACAGAUCAUCCAGCGGAUCACUUGGGUCAGCCCUCCGGCCAUCACCCCGGAGUGGAAGCGGAAGGUGGCCCAGGACGCCAUUGAGAGCCUCAGCGCCUCCAAGCUGGCCAAGAGCAUCUGCAGCCAGUUCCGAACCCGGCUCAACAGCUCGCACGAGGCAUUUGCCGCCUCUCUGCGGCAGUUGGAAGCCGGUCACUCGGGCAGGCUGGAGAAGACCGAGGAUCUGUGGCUCAAGGUGCGCAAAGAUCACGCCCCCCGGCUGGCUCGUCUUUCCCUGGAGAGCCGCUCCCUGCAGGACGUCUUGCUUCAUCGAAAACCCAAGCUGGGCCGGGAGCUGGGCCGAGGGCAGUAUGGUGUGGUCUACCUUUGUGACAGCUGGGGUGGCCAUUUCCCCUGCGCCCUCAAGUCAGUCGUCCCCCCGGACGAGAAGCACUGGAACGACCUGGCGCUGGAGUUUCACUAUAUGAGGUCUCUGCCGAAGCACGAGCGGCUGGUGGAUCUCCACGGCUCUGUCAUCGACUACGGCUACGGGGGAGGCUCCAGCAUCGCUGUCCUGCUCAUCAUGGAGCGGUUGCACCGGGACCUUUACACGGGGCUGAAGGCCGGGCUGACCCUGGAGACGCGCCUGCAGGUUGCCCUCGAUGUGGUGGAGGGAAUCCGCUUUCUUCAUAGUCAGGGACUCGUCCACCGUGACAUCAAACUGAAAAAUGUGCUGCUGGACAAGCAGAACCGAGCCAAGAUCACAGACCUGGGUUUCUGUAAACCAGAGGCCAUGAUGUCCGGCAGCAUCGUGGGAACCCCGAUUCACAUGGCCCCAGAGCUCUUCACAGGAAAGUACGAUAACUCCGUGGACGUCUACGCUUUUGGGAUCCUAUUCUGGUAUAUCUGCUCCGGCUCCGUCAAGCUCCCUGAGGCGUUCGAGAGGUGUGCCAGCAAGGACCAUCUCUGGAAUAACGUUCGAAGAGGUGCCCGUCCCGAGCGUCUCCCAGUGUUCGACGAGGAAUGCUGGCAGCUGAUGGAGGCCUGUUGGGAUGGGGACCCUUCCCAGCGGCCCCUCCUGGGCAUUGUCCAACCCAUGCUUCAGGGCAUCAUGGACCGGCUGUGCACUUCCGCCUCAGAGCGAUCGGGCAGGGGCCUGGACGACUCGACUUGAGAGCGUGGAGGGACCUCUCCCUUUCUCUCUCACAUGCCCUUUUUUUUUUUUUCUGGUCACGGACUGAUAUCGAUCCCCUUAAAAGCUGCGGAGGGCUCCCGAGGGAAUCGUAUUUUCUGGGGAACUCGGGUCCGCCCGGAGACCGCCCAGAGGAAGGGUGAGGAGCUGAACUACUGCCCCGCCCUCACCGUCCCCAUGAGAAAAGAUGCCCCGGGUCAAGGGGAAAAGCCAAAAAGCGGGAGAGACACCCCCCCCCACAGCCCGCAAGCCUGGGGACUGUCGGGGAACCCCUCCGCAAGCACCCCCAGCUUCCAGGAAUCACAGCCAAAGCCCCCCAGUGGGAUGCCACCAUGCCAGGAGUUCCAAGAGCCACUUCUCUGACUUGUCCUCCCGCCGCCGCCGUCACCGCUGCAGACUAGGCAAGAUCUAGGUCGGGCCGACCCUCGGAACGGCGAAUUAGGGCGAGGGGAUGAUGGGAGAAGGCGCGGAGAGAAGCCGAAGUGACUCUGGCCCAGCUGCAGACCACAAGCCAGGCCUCUUAGGCACCUUUGGCAGGAUGCUUUCUUUGGGUGGUCAGGUGGCCGCAAACCCAGCCGACACUGCCCCUCCUCACAGCAGGCUCUCGGCAUGUUUACAUUUCUCUAGGAUGUGCGGAUGCACGUUUCGCAGCGGGGAGGGGUUCCCAGUUACACAGCCCAGUGACAGAGAACACUGACGGAAUAAGCUAUUGGAUUUUGAGUAAUUACUAACCCCAAAGUCCAUAACUCCUGCACGUGACAUCUCCCCUUUUCCGGAAUCUUGGGUGCGGGGAGGAGGUUCGAUGAUGCUAGAUUAAAGUGGAACUUGGGACCGUCUGAAAAGGCCUGACCUACCGUAACGGUGUUUGCGGGAGAAACCCCGUCUUCCCCCAAGGGCACGUGGGGCGGGAAAAACACUCAGGAGGUCGUUAGCGGUGACCCAGUUGACCGUUAUCCCGGGCCACCGAGAAGACUCUGAUUCAUUUUUAAAACUUAAAAAAAAAAAAAUCCCGUUCCUCACGUGUGAACCGAACGCACUGACAUUUUUAAACUCUGCUAGCUUUUUAACGAUGCCGUUAGUCCUUUUUCGCCUUUUCUUUCUAUUUUUAAGAGUCGGGAAGAACAAAAAAAGAGCAGACGGGAGAGAAAACAAGUCUGUGUAGUUGUCUGUCAGUCCGGGGGAGUCUCCCUCCCCUUCGAUGGGUGAGUAGGGACAGGACGGGCUGGAAUCGGGGUGAUUCCAAGCGAGUGCUUGUUCCGCGGUCUCAGUCGACGGGGACGAGGGAAGGGUUCUGUUAGUGGGCUGA
This is a messenger RNA of Ornithorhynchus anatinus (platypus), 4087 nucleotides long. RefSeq names its product dual serine/threonine and tyrosine protein kinase (gene DSTYK). The record is from RefSeq and is a predicted model, not a curated record. Bases 1 to 2763 code for a protein of 920 amino acids. The transcript has 13 exons. Gene Ontology annotation, biological process: protein phosphorylation. NCBI's taxonomy places the organism in Eukaryota, Metazoa, Chordata, Mammalia, Monotremata, Ornithorhynchidae. Gene Ontology annotation, molecular function: protein kinase activity; ATP binding.